AUGCCUUCACCAAAUGAAUUGAGAGUCUCUUUGGAGCUACUUCCUUUGGAUCUAUUGAAACAGGUUUUAUCUCACCUCCAAAUAUGUGACUUCACACAUCUACUCGAUAAAGCAGAGCGUUCGUUUUUGCAACAGAAUCCCAAGUUGAAAUAUAGCAUUGAGCAGGUGAUCAAACAUGAUCUGGAGAUACGAUUGAACCAUACUUCAGCUGCUUCAAUUUUGAAUGAUUUGUUUUUCCUUGAGGAUAGGAGCGUUGCGAACAAAGCAAGCAUCAAAACAAGCACACAGCUCCUUGAUAUUCACAACUACUGCAUUGAUGAAUCUAUUGCGGCUACUUUUAGUAUCACCUACAAUUUUUUCAAGUUGAUUGAUGUGUUGGAUUUUCAACGGUUAUUUGAGAGAUUGCAGCCAGCUCAAGGUAUUAAAUACGCGAUACAAAUUGUAUUUAAGGACCAGUUUUGUUACAAGGUUAAUAUGGAUCAUUUACAAAACCUACUUGCAAAGGUAAAAGAUCACGUGUAUUUGUUUGCAAUUGAAGUUGAAGAAAAUUCGGCCGAGAUCAGCGGGGGAGUCAAUACAGAAUUUUUUAAAAAUCUUGAGAUUUUGCGGUUAAAUAAUUUCUCUGCUAUUGGGUUUUUCUCAAAUUGCACCAAGUUGCGAGAGCUUGUGUACGUACCGAAGUCAGCUAAGGAGGUUUUUGAUAUUGGACAACUUCCACAAUCAUUAAAGCGUCUUCAGUUAGGAUAUUUCUCUGACCUACUUUGGCCUGAGAAGAUAGAUCAUUGGGCAGAAUGUCCUUCUUUAGAGAGCAUCGUGUUGCGAUUUGCUCCUUGUCGUCAGCAACAAAAAUUGCCGACAAGUUUUGCUAAAGUAUUAAAAUACAUGACGUGUCGCGACACCAAAGCAGUUGAAUUUGAAGGAAACGAGCAAGACGACGGUUAUGGUAAGGAAUUUUGGAAACUAUUGAGAGCUGCUUCUCGGGAGAAACACUUUGCAUUAGACUCUUUGACUGUUCAACUUAUAAUAUCAUCUCCAAUAGAAACAUAUCCUCUCACAGAUUUGGAUAUAGUGGCAAUUAAAAAUCCCCAAGUGUUAUCACUGUUUAAAUCUCCGGAUACAUUGAAGUCAUUGAGAAUUGCUUGGGUGGUUGAAUGUGAUACAUCAGACUUGUUCAAAUCAUUGCCACUCGGUUUAAAGCGACUCAACUUGCGCGGCUCAAAUAUAUAUUGGAGUAAUUCCGAUUUGAACUUUGCCAAGUUCGUAAACUUAAAGGAGCUUGUGUUGUCACGUACUAAGCUCGGCAAAACUUUCAACUUUUGUUUGUUUCCUGAUUCGAUAGAGUUGUUGAAGUUGGACGAUAACGGCAUUGGUUCGGUUGAUAAAUUCACAUUUCCAAAGCACUUGAAAUUCUUGAGCAUUCUGACGAAUGGAAUCAGCAGACUUUGUAAUCCAGGGUUUCCCUCAACCCUCAAAGAGCUAAAUGUAUCUAAUAACAAAUUGGAACAAAUUGAUAUUUCCAAAAAUAGUGUUGGCGAGACAUUGCAGAUUGAUGUGUUGUACUUUGAAGGCAACAAAUGUGAAGUAAAGGAUUUGUCCUGUUCAAAGCUCCCACAAAAUCUUAGAGGGUUGUCAUUUGAAGAUUACAAGCAGUGUCACUCCAACUAUAGUUUUGGUAACAGGUUGGAAUAUUUGCGAAUGACGGAGACUAACCUUUGCCAGUUAAAGCAAAUGUCAUUUGGUAACUUUGCCACUCUUAAAUUCUUAAACUUGUCAGAGUGUAACUUAUCGAAUUUCAAUGUUGACGUACCAGAAACAGUCGUAGAAAUCGAUGUUUCAGCUAACAAAAUUUCCGAGUUCCCGCCACAGCUAUGCAAGUUGAAGAAUUUACGAAUGUUGGAUAUGUCAUUUAAUGAAAUCGGCAAACUUAAAGUUGAAUUUCAGUACAGCACAAUUGAGGCUUUAAAUUUAUCAAACAACGGUAUAAGUGAAGUUGAAAUGCUGUUUCCCAAGACCGUGACCAACCUUAAACAUCUUGAUUUGAGUAGCAAUAUGUUGAAAAAGCUUUCAAUGAAAUCGAUUGGCCAAACUGAGAAAACUUUGCAUGGUAAUUUGUACGAGUUAGCACUUUCUUGUAACGGGAAAAUGAAGAACGAUAAAGUCGCCGCGUUGAUUAAAGAAUUACCUCAAUCAUGCGAAUGUUUUUGGCUUGAUACGUAUAAAGAUUCCGAAAACACUGAAAUUGAUGUUUACAAUUACUAUGUGUCGAAUGAAAUACCCGGUAAGUUGGUUAACAACAAGGAUACGUCAAAAUGCAGAAGGAUCUUCGGCAAUACGCUAGUGAUGGGGUUUUCUCCAGAGAAAAACGACCCUAGCUUGAUUAAGCGGGCACUAAUUUUCACCGUGGGGCAAACGUAA
Lodderomyces margitis is the source of this 2415-nucleotide messenger RNA. Its product is annotated as leucine-rich repeat domain-containing protein. Bases 1 to 2415 code for a protein of 804 amino acids. The record is from RefSeq and is a predicted model, not a curated record. The transcript has a single exon. Gene Ontology annotation, molecular function: protein binding. Lineage: Eukaryota; Fungi; Ascomycota; Pichiomycetes; Serinales; Debaryomycetaceae.